Solanum verrucosum is the source of this 648-nucleotide messenger RNA. RefSeq lists its product as uncharacterized. The transcript has 4 exons. Bases 1 to 648 code for a protein of 215 amino acids. Lineage: Eukaryota; Viridiplantae; Streptophyta; Magnoliopsida; Solanales; Solanaceae. The record is from RefSeq and is a predicted model, not a curated record.
AUGAAAAGUACAACUCCAAUAGGCUCUAUUAUGUUGAUUCCAUUUGAAGAUGAAGUUAUAUCUGUGGCUAACAUCCAGGCACAACCUCCAGGACAAGUAUUUAAUGUUGAGGCUGAAUUGUCCCUUGCAAGUAAAGAUCAAGGCUUUAGUGUGUUAGCAUGCUCAAAUUGUAAGCAAUUGUUCACAAGAUAUAAUGUGCGAAGGGAAAUAUACUGCACAAAUUGUCACCGAUCCACACAUCUUAUUCCCAGAUGUCAAUUUGAAGUUACUAUUAAGGACAACAGUGGUUUUGCAACAGCUAUUGUUUCAGAUGAAAUUGCAGAGAAAAUGUUGCGCCUCACUUUAGAAGAAAUUUAUGAAAUUUGCUUCGUCAAGAAAGAAACAUUAUCCCUCCAAAAUGUGGAAGAUGAAUUGAACGGCAAGAUAUUUAACAUUCAAAUAAAAAGGCUAUUCACAAAAAAAUUGGAUGCAAUGCAAAAAUUAUCCAUUUUGUCUUUCGUGGAGAAACAAGAUGUGAUUCUUAAAUCAAUGGCAUCUACGACAGUCAAUAUUACAGAUGCGAAAAAGCGCACAGUUGAACAUCUUAGUUCAGGGGAAAAAGAAUAUCCAAGCAUGGAAAUGAAAAUUCCUCCCAUGAAAAAGAAUUAA